Molecule: messenger RNA, 2627 nt
Organism: Dichomitus squalens LYAD-421 SS1
Lineage: Eukaryota; Fungi; Basidiomycota; Agaricomycetes; Polyporales; Polyporaceae
Product: amidase
Exons: 9
Coding region: 709-2454 (581 amino acids)
Source: RefSeq, a predicted model, not a curated record
GAAUCGCCGGACCCCGCUACGCCCGCAUGGGCGCAAGACGUAAAAUCUGAAUAUUUGAUAUUUUUCUCCUCGCGUGGCGAGAGCGGCAAACUCUGGUGUCCGGACUGUGUGGCUGUCGAAGAUUUGGUGAAACAGACCUUUGAAUUGGUUGAAGGCCCCUCUGGGACCAUCGUGUACGUCGGACAACGCUCAGAGUGGAAGACUACUUCCAAUCCUUUCAGAUCCCAGCCCUGGAACGUCCAAUCGGUCCCGACUGUCGUCAGGAUCCGAGACGGAGCACGGCUGGUUGAACAAGAGUUAGGGGAGAAACUCAAGUCAUUCAUUUGCGAGUAGACGGCUUUACAAGCUGGAGUUAGAGCGCCCACGUUGACGCAUCCAGUCAGACUCCAUGCGUUAUCAGCGCCGGUUUUGGAGGCCACGAUGCAUUCGCGGACCCAAGCGCGUGUGCCGAGGCAGAUUAUCUGCCUAGAAGAGUCCACUUCUCCGGAGGUAUAUCAGCUGGAUCCGUCAUUCUUCGGCUUUGGUGGUCUUCAGGGCCAUACAGUCCUGGGCAGGUGAUGGCUUACGGCGCAUGGGCAAAGCGCCGAAAGUCCCCAAUGGGCAAACCGUCCGCAAUGAAAUCAGACGAUGGAAGUCCUGGACGAUUCCAAGCCCGUCGGUCUCCUACUUAAUCAUUCUAACCUCCCCUAGAUUGCUCCAGAUGCAAGAAUGCCCCCGUACGGCGACUUCUGUACCAUCAUGCCUGGCGACACAUCCAAGGGCCCCCAUGGGCGGCCGUCCCCGCUCCCGUGGCAGGGCAUUUCGAAAGCGAAGAAGGCUGAUCGGGAAGCGCGCCUCGCGAAACGGCCCGGAUGGCGACUGGGAUUCAACGUACCCUCGGAGCAGAACGACGUGGCACAUCUUCCGACAUCUCGCCUCACCCCCCGUCAGCUCGAGAUAGUGCAUCUGGACGCCACUGCCCUCACCGAGGCCCUGCGCAUCCGGCGCUAUACUGCGGUGGAAACUCUCGAAGCAUUCUGCCACGUUGCAAGCAUCGCACAAGAUGUCACCAACUGCCUAACGGAGGUGCUCUUUGACGAGGGUCUCGCCAGGGCACAGGAGCUGGAUCGGUAUCUGGAGGAGACGGGGCAAGUUGUCGGUCCGCUUCAUGGAGUGCCCGUAUCGAUCAAGGAUCACGUCCGGGUGAAGGGUCAUGACACGUCCACGGGCUACAUAGCGUGGGCAGGGCGUACAAUUGCUGAGAAGGACGCAGUGGUCGUUGACAUUCUGCGAAAGGCUGGAGCUGUCAUCUACGUAAAGACUGCGAACCCGCAAACAUUAUUAUCUCUCGAGACGAAUAACAACAUUUACGGCAGGACGGUGAAUCCGUACAACCGUUCGCUGACACCAGGGGGUAGCAGCGGGGGAGAAAGUGCCCUGAUUGCGAUGCAUGGGAGUCCCAUGGGUAUCGGAACAGACAUCGGCGGUUCGAUCCGCAUUCCUGCCGGAUACAUGGGGCUAUAUGGCCUUAAGGGGUCUGUGGGCCGGCUCCCGCAUGCGGGACUAAUGGGUUCUCAUGAUGGCAUGGAUGCGAUUGUUGGUGCACUCGGUCCGCUCGCAACGUCUGCGCGCGACCUGGCGUUGUUUUGCCAAGUGAUGUCGCAGUACGAACCCUGGCUCGUUGAACCACCCCUGAUCGAGAUUCCAUGGAGGCAGGAGAUCGUUGAGGGCGCGGGCCUCCCCACUAAACUUGCGAUCGCGAUCCUGUGGGAUGACGGGGUAGUCACCCCGCACCCACCUAUUCUGGACGCUCUUAAGCGGACGAGCGAUGCCCUGGUUGCCGCGGGCCAUGACGUUAUCACCUGGGAUCCUAUAGAACAUCAAGGAGCCUGGGAUCUUAUUACAAAGUUAUACUUCUUGGACGGUGGCGCAGAGUAUCGGGACGUUUUGGAACACGAACCCCACGUUCCACAGACAGAGUGGAUACUCUCCCAGGUUCCGAACGGAGGAAAGCCGUUCUCAGUCGCGGAGCUAUUCGAGCUAAACCUUGCACGGGAGGCUUUUCGAGCCAAAGUCGCCGCCCACUGGAAUGCUACGAAAUUCCGCACGACGACCGGUCGCCCAGUCGACGCCAUACUUAGCCCAGUCGCAGCGACCCUUGCGCCCCCGCAUGAUACCACGCGGUGGUGGGGGUACACGUCCUACUGGAACCUGAUGGAUUUCUCAGCCGCCGUGUUCCCCGCUGGUCGUUUCCACGCUGCGGGAUAUCGCCCACUGGCUUUACCAAAUGGCGUGGUCCAUGGCGGCGAGCCUCGGAACGACGCGGAGCGAUUCAUCCGGGCACAGUGGGACCCGAAGACGUACGACAACGCCUCUAUCGGGCUCCAGCUCGUCGGGAGACGUCUGAGCGAGGAGCGUCUCCUGGGCGUGCUGCAUAGGGUCGAGGAAGCCGUAGAGAGGUUCUCCGAUCAGUGAGGCGAAGGAGCCCGCCGGCGAUACUGCAUCUCGAUGGGAAGGUGUGCCUCUGGUGUAGGCUUCCUAGCCCAAGAUCUUGGUAUGGAUACAAGUGGGCGCGAGAUGCCAUUGGGAUGAAUCUCCGGGUGUCGCGCCGGGGAGUUACCUUCUGUAACUUAGAGCCAUGAAAUGUC